Molecule: messenger RNA, 3341 nt
Organism: Sycon ciliatum
Lineage: Eukaryota; Metazoa; Porifera; Calcarea; Leucosolenida; Sycettidae
Exons: 13
Coding region: 349-2412 (687 amino acids)
Biological process (GO): cell surface receptor protein tyrosine kinase signaling pathway; protein phosphorylation; multicellular organism development
Cellular component (GO): signaling receptor complex; plasma membrane
Molecular function (GO): protein tyrosine kinase activity; ATP binding
Source: RefSeq, a predicted model, not a curated record
GAUUGAUAUCCCAGCACACUCACUAUUUUUCUGCACCUCCCGCCGCAACAGCACAGUAUAACCAUGAUUACUGUUAGUCGUGUGCCGUGGUUCGAUUUUCGGCUACUGAACGUUCAGCUUAUUUUGUGGGCUUGCUAGUUAGUACUAGUAGUUGCCCUGGUAGUAGAUCUACGUCCUCCGCCCGUUCCUUGUCCUUGGCUCCAUCGAGUGUCAUGUGCGCGGCGGUGGCGACAUGCCCUUCAUUACCGUGCAAGAAUUUGAGCAAUAAUUCCUGCUGCUGCAGCGCUGGUGUGCUGGCUUGUGCCAAAAUUGCUUUUUUAGUAGAAAAUAGACGGUGCGUGUCUUGAAAUGGAUCUAAGGUCGCCAAUGAAAUUAUUGUUUGUGAUAUGGCUGGUCCUUGCUACCUAUAUCGAAUUUGUUACCUGUCAAGUGAGCGGUAUGGUUCCGUCCCUGACUGCGAACUGCAGCGGCUAUGCCAUAGACCGAUUUCAUCAAGACCUUCCCAACCCGAGUACACGCGUAUUCAUCAACGAUGUGUAUUUCUUGUUGCCCAAUAGCAGUUCUCUCACAAACCUGAAUGAGAAUCGACAGUCAUCCAUUAGAAGCAUAGUCUGGGAUGGAAACAUCACGUUCACAGACAUAUCGGCUAUCUCAGUCAGCGUGCUGCCUGUGACUCUCAGCUCUCUCCGACUGGAAGUGUACAGGGACAGUGAAAGUGCCAUUAAUAUCAAUGAGAAAGUGCAGUGCGGUUUGAGAGGUUGCUCAACAGAUAAAAGUGUGGUGUCGAGCGUCCGAAUAGGGAGUGACGAGAGGUUUGAUGUUCCAUCCAGCUUCGCCAGUCGACGCAAGACCGACGCAGUUGUGGAAUGCCUGACCGAAGGUCGCGCAACUAUUCGAAUCGACCUGAAGUGUUGGGUCCUGUCAGAACUGCCGACCAUGUUCCCAUUCGUAUCCUUCAUCUUCAUCAAAGAAUGUCCUGCCCCAGCAGUGGAGUCGGUGUCCUCCAAUGCACAAUCAGUCGGCAUCGGCAUUGCAGUGGGAUUCGUGGCGCUGAUUGUCAUCAUCAUCAUUUUCAUUGUACGCUCACCGGCAUGCCACUUCACCGGUGCCCGCGCACUGGAUGAUCCUCAGGCAGGGGCGGUGCAGAAAGGCGUUUCCACAACGACCACAUCGGCAACACUGGUGUCGGCAUCACCCCAGGGCAGUGACCAUCACCAGGGAAACAAUAAUACUGUGGACAACCUUUCAUCAACAGAUGUGCACAUCAGGAAUAAUACCGACAGGAGAAGUCUGUCAGUGGCCUUUACUGUGAGUGAACACAACCAGCCGCAACUACAUCCGGGAUCAUUGUCACGGGGAUCAGAUGGAACAGACUCUAAUUCCAUCUCUUUCUAUGAAAAGAGCAGUAUUGGACACAUAGACUGGCAAAACUACGAACAAGUCGAGGAGAUUACUCUUCAGCCGGACCACAUCGCUCUGGGAGAAGUUAUUCACAGCAGCGUAUCUGUGCAAAUAAUGACUGGUACGAUGAUGACUCAGGAUGGAGAUCGCGAUAGAAUUAUGAUCAAGGCAUUCACAAAGGCUGCAUCUGGUCCAUCUGUUAAAAAGUACAUCCAGGAAGCGUUGCUAAUGAAGCGCGUACAGUCUGACAAACGCCAGAUGUUCAUCGAGGAGAUCAUGGGCAUAGUGAUUCCCGGUGAACACGUGCCGCCGCUGCUGGUCUAUCAUCACGACGACGACAGUGAAAACCUGCGCGCCUGGCUGCUGCGUGUGAAGAGCAAUGAGAUAGCCGGAGCACCUGUUGAGGAAGGAGCACGGUGGUUGAGUGCUGCUGGAGAAGCCAUAAGCUGUACGUACUUGACACGCCUGGGAUCACAGCUAGCUCGUGGCUGCAAGUACUUGGCCAAGGCUAACGUAAUCCACCGGGACAUUGCGGCGCGUAACUGCAAAAUUCACCCAAGGUCUGGGAAUGUGAAGAUCUGUGACAGUGUGUACUCAUCGGAGCUGUACCCUGAAGUUUAUCUGAGACAUCCGCUUUUCCAGGAUCUCAGAGUGCCUCUCAAGUGGAUGGCCGUGGAAACCUUCAGCGAAGGCCUAUUCAGUUCAAGCUCCGACGUGUGGUCGUUUGGAGUAACACUAUGGGAGAUCUUCACGUUGGGUAGAGCUCCCUAUGACGACAUUGCUCCAGAAAACCUGGAGCGACACUUGCGUGAGGGAAACCGCCUCGAUCUACCUUUGCGCUGCCCACUUUCAGUGUUCGCACUGAUUGGACAAUGCUGGGCCCUAAGUCCGCAGAACCGUAUCACGUUCCACAAGUUUUCCAUGCGGAUUGCAGAUGAGAUGAAACGUCAGCAGGAUAGCUACUAUAUGCCAGUAAAUGACGACAUGCUUCCGGAGUUUGUGGAGUUAUGAUAUGGUGCAGUGACGCCAACUGUGAAUCCAAACAGUGUAUUGAUGAACCCACUUUGCCAGUAAAGGACGACAUUAUUCCAGUGUUAACUGCUAUUCUGCAGUCAUGGCAACUGUGAAUCCAAACAGUGUAUUGAUGAACCCACUUUGCCAGUACAUGGCAACAUUCUUCCAGAGUUCGUGGAGUUAUGAUAAUCAUGGUGCAGUCAAUGCAGCCAUGAAUCCACAGACACUCUAUUGAUGACCUCAAGUUGACGUAAUUGCCAUUAAUUACUUGCUUUCAAUGCACUAGCUGAUCCUAUUUGCGAGACUCCCAACUUGCUAAUUUAUAACCGUUACAAGAUUCUGUACUAUUCCGAAGCUCAUGUAAUAUGCAGAUAAUCCCCCCCCCCCCCUCCCCGUCAAUUGUGAUCACUUUUGUUGUACAUGUGGUUGCGCUUGUGGCUCUUCGUUGUACAUGCGGGUAUGCACACAGCUAUCCAUGCAUUCCUACGGUGUACUAUUUAUGUGUAUACAAAUUACGUGUCAUAAAGUAGCCAUGCUACAAUUGCAUUUCCAGACUUUGCUUGAACGCUACAGCAGUGAAUUUCAAUCAAAUCUAUGAGCUGUAGAUAUUUUUUGCCACAUAGUUGGUUGUCACGGUUCCCGCCAAUACACAGAUAUCUGCACUGCCGCAGAAUCAUAAUAACUCAGUGUACGGAGUUUGUAUCAGGGAGUAGUAAAAUACCUUUACUCUACACCCUGGUUUGUAAAACAAUAUUCAGGACGAAAACCGGGUCUGGGCAUCCAUACUCUUUGGCUCUAUCUUCCUGGCAUGCUGUUAUUCUCCGAUGCGGGCCUCUGAACGCGAGUUUCCCUCCUCAUCUUUGUUGACCAAAAUUAACAGGAAAGGCAUGUGGGUGGAAACUAAGGGAGAUCAUUAUAAUCCGUGA